This is a messenger RNA of Papaver somniferum (opium poppy), 522 nucleotides long. RefSeq names its product pectinesterase inhibitor-like. The coding region runs from base 1 to 522 and encodes 173 amino acids. The record is from RefSeq and is a predicted model, not a curated record. Gene Ontology annotation, biological process: negative regulation of catalytic activity. Gene Ontology annotation, molecular function: pectinesterase inhibitor activity. The transcript has a single exon. Lineage: Eukaryota; Viridiplantae; Streptophyta; Magnoliopsida; Ranunculales; Papaveraceae.
AUGGGCAUUUUGGUUGUUCUCUUAGUAGCCACAACAGCAACUGCAACAAGGGAAGUUAUUAAGAAUUUCGGCAAUAUCAAAGUCUCAGUUGAUCAAGUUUGUUCAAGGACAAGAAACCCUGGUUUCUGCAUGGGUGUAUUACCUCCUGGGGUAGCGAACCAUAACCUUGAAACCGUAUCAAGAGCUGUUAUUAAUCAGGCAAUGGUUGAAGCCAUCGAAAUAUAUAGCCAGAUAAAAGAUUGGAUUCCGCAAGCUGCUGGUGGUCAACAGGGUCACCUUAAUUAUUGUCUCAGGCUUUAUGGUUCCGCUAUUAACAGUGUUAAAGCAGCUAGAGAUCUACUUGGAUCAAAGCAAUAUCUUGGACUCAACAGAAAAACUGUUGAAAUUGCAAAUUAUGCAAACGGUUGCGAAAGUUCGUUUAGUUCUUCACCCAGGGCUGUAUCUCCAUUAACGCAGCUGAAUAGCGAUUUCUCUAAUUUGGUGGAUGUGCUAUCAGCCAUUUCUUACCUUCUUAGUCACUAA